Notodromas monacha is the source of this 4258-nucleotide messenger RNA. Lineage: Eukaryota; Metazoa; Arthropoda; Ostracoda; Podocopida; Cyprididae. The record is from the annotation of a GenBank genome assembly.
GAAAAACCUGAGCAAAGUUUUCCCUCGGGAAUUUUUUCUACAGCAAAUUUUAAUUGUUAUACCUCGGCUCACGUUCUGUGAUUGAUUCCAUACACCGGAAGUGUAGCCUGCUGGAACACAUGAUUUGUAAAAUUUUAUCCUCUGGAUCUACAUUUUGGGGACCUCUUCCCCAUCGUCCACCCUCUUCGUCAUUUACUCUCCGGGAGCAAAUUUAGCCAACUCUUUCUGUGAAGUAAGUUUCAGCAAAACGCCAUUGGAUAAUAUAAUUGAAGAGAGGAAAAAAGAACACGAAAACAAACCAACCAACGAACAAGCUAGUGGGUGUAGUGCGCAGAAAAUAUCAUGAGUUCCCUGGAUGAGAGGCAACUGGCUGAGUUGGCAGAUAUUUUCCAGCUGGAAUUGCGACAGAUUGCUGGCCUGAGGAACGAAGCCAUCGAAUCCGAAUUGCGCCGAAGGACAGAACUGCUGGAAGAACUCAAAACACUGCUGAAGCGAUUCAAUGCGCAGGAAGCUGGCCCUGGUCAUGGCCCUGGCCAGCAGCAGCGUGACGCGGCGUGUAGGUGUUUCAGGCCAGGUGGAGGCGACCCGCAGCAGCAGGAGCGACACCUACAUGUGCCGAAGCAAACGCGCAGCAUUCGCGGCAUCUGGCAUCAACGGGUCAGAAGCUCGAACCAUUUCACCCCUGUUGCCUCCUUGGGGUGUUGCGGGUGCCAAGCAUCGACUGGACUUCAAGGCCCCGCUGUUGCUACUACCACUGUUGCUGAUCUACUGGGAGUGGUUGAAGCGACAUCUGGCACUGUGCAUCACAAGCUGUUCAAAACCCGGGUCGUGGAAGCCAGAGAUGCAGUGGGAAAACGAGCAGAUGUGAGCAAGUUGGACCUGCUUCAGCAGAGAAGCCGUGGCCCUAGUGGCAAGCAGUUGCAUGUGCAGCAGUCAGCAGUGUCCAUAGAUGGCAGCAGCAGCAGCAGACGUGGUCAUCGGGCUGCACUGGUGCCAGAUGCUGAUGAAUGGUCCUGCAGAUCCAAGGGAUCCACCACCAGCAGGGCUCCAGCAAGGACAAGUUCGCAGGCAACUUUCCCACCCAGACAAAAGAGUUGUUACAGUUAUGUUUCACCUGCUGAACCCCAUCCCAGUCCCCAAGACUGGAUAGUUCCUCUGAGACAUUCUCCCAAGCACUGUUACACUCAGACCUCUAUGCCAAGUAUCUUCCCUGUCCAGUCGAGUUGUUACUACCAGACUCAGCAAUCACUCGACACCAUCGUGCCUUUGUACAAUAAUAGGGAGAGGAUGAUCUCGCCGAAACCCUCUCACAAUCAUCACAAUGCCGUGAAACCCAAGUUCAGUCCAAACUGCAAACCACCAGCAGUGUCCUCUGAGGAGUCCGUCUUCUCGCAGCCGAAUCUGCAAGAGACGUCGUGGACGAAAGAACUCACCAAGUUGAUUGAUGAGUGUCUGUUGAACAAUCUCAGCGGUUGUGAGGACAAACAACCAAAGCAGCAGCAGGAGAAGAACGUCGAGUCACCACCACCACCAGCUACAGCUAAUGAAUCCAUCAUCACGGAAAAAGCACCACGGCAGGCAGCAGCACCUCCUGUGCUGGUUGUGAACAAAGAUCAAAUCAUCAUGACGGAUGAGGCGUUGUUGCAGCCUGCUGCCAAAAUACAUUCAGAAGCAGCUGUGCAGACGGAAGUGCUGCUGGUGACCAACAGGCCUGAGGAUCCCUGCAUCAGCACUACUGCUUUAGUCACUGAGCCACCUCAGCAGCAGUCGGAUCCCAUCAGCAGCAACAGCAGGCCUGAUUUCACCACCUUGACCUCGACCAGACAAGCACUGCUGGUGUCUGCGGGUCAUCAGCAGGCACUGCUGCAGAGUGCAGACAAACGGGCCACUAUUGGCACCAGCAGCAGGGAACCCCGGGGUGCCAUGCCCUUCUCUGCUGCCGAUGCCCUCAACAAGGGUCCUCCGCUGACCUUUGAGACCCUGCCGAUUGACCGGCAUUUGGAGCUCAAGGCCAGACUCGAAGCUGUCACCAAGAACUUCAAAAUACCCUCUCAGCACAUACUCGAGGCACGUGUGGCCAACAAAGGGAUGGUGAAACUGAAGCCCAGAGACGUUUUCUCUUCCGAAAAAGGCCUCAUUCUUUCUUCAGCCAGCAAUCAGGACCAGCAGCAGCACUCUGAGAAGCUAGGCUCUGAAUCUGCUUCUGCUGGUUAUUUAGAUGCAUCUGGUGGUGGUGGUGGUGGUGGAUUCGCCAGUCUGCCGUCGUCUAGAGAGUUCGCUGUGAACAAGUCGCAAAUCACCAGGGCACAAGUGCCUUGUGGCAAUACAGCAGUUCCGACAGCAGCAGUUCCGGCAGCAGCAGCAGUUGUUGGCAGCCGACGACGACGACUCAACAACCAGCUGGAUGAUGACCAGCAGCAGGACGAGUCGGAAUCGGCGUCUUCGUUCCCGUCCUGGCUGGACCGCCCUCGGAACAAGGGCGUCGUUUUGGACGGCACGUGCGGCGUCAUUUUGCAGGCGGGCGACCAUGGCACCCAGCGCUACGUCGUCACCACUGAGGUACCAAAGCUCCCGGGGCCCGUGUUCCAGUCUCAGCUCGAGCAGCUCCAGCACCAGCACCACCAGCAUCGAGACAACAAUGUCAUCAUUAGGACUGCGUCCAACGGCGACUUGUCUGGCGCCACGCAGGACAAUGUGGACGAGGAUGCGACCCACAAGGACGCGCCCAAGUUGAUCAACACGCUGUCGUCUCGCACCCACCUCCACAACAACAACAACAACAACUCGGUCAACGACUGGACGGAGGCGAGUCUCAACCAGCUGGGCAACUCCCUGCAAGAGGACAUCAGUGCCGAGGACGGCACCCUGACCCGCAGGGACUACCUGGCCCCGGAAAGCAUGUUGGACCUGAUGCCCGGCAGCAGCAAUGGCAUACGGGAUGACCACCAGCAGCAGCAGUAUCGGAGGAGGAGGAGGAGGAGCAGGGAAAUGAGUGCACAGAUGAUGAGCAAUAAUCAGCAGCAACAUCAUAAUCAGGACCAGCAGCAGCAAUUAGGACGACGACGACGAGGAAGAGGACAGUUAUUGGAAGCAGCAGCAGCAGGGGAUGAGGAAGAAGAAGAAGAAGAAGAAGAAGCUGCUGCUGUGUUUCUAGCCAGGUCUCACAGCAGUAGAAUGACCUUUCCUGGGACUGAACACUGGACAUUGGACGAUGCCAGCAAGGGAACGAACCUCAACAAGGAGUGGGCGCAACAGUGGGGGGUGCCCAUCAACUCGAGUGACGAGGAAGACGGUGACAUCAACGACGACGACGACCAACAUUAUGCUGGCGAUGAUGCGCGAGAGGCCUCUUAUUAUGGGACAGGGCAACAGUAUGUUCCUCAAGCACGUGGGGCAGCCCCUGCUGAAGGGCGGUGUCAUCUGCUGUCGGCCAGCAGUGUCUCCUCAUCCAGUCAGUUAUUGUCGACCGCAGCUGCAGCAGGCCUGACUGAAUCUGCGUUUCCGUAUCCUCAAACCCUGCGUCAGGCCAGAGAGUUGGCAAGACUGCACCAGUUGGCAACUGCGUCGCGGGGUCAACGAGACGCCGACUUUGACCCUGGCAACGAGGCGGACGACGAGACCUACUCGGCCAUGAUGAAUAAUUCCUGUCCAGCACCUUCACAGCAGCAACAACAGCUCAACUGGGUGCCCCCUGCUGAUGGAGAGGCCCGUCUCAAGUACUUGCAUUCGCCCAUCAGCACAUACUAUCAUCAUCAUCAUCAUCAGUCACCGACUACCACCACAACCACCACCAACAACACAACAACAACAACAGCAACAACAACAGGCACAACGAGUGCGACGAAAACAAACAACACCACCACCGCCACAGACACGUCGUCGUCUCUGAGGAUGCCGGAAAUCGGGAUCCUGCCCAUGUCCCACCACCGCUACGUGCCGGCCAUCAUGAAUAGGGCGGUGGUGAUGCCGCCACUGGGCCACUCGGGCGUCGCCUCUCUGGACGACGAAUGGGAGAACCUGCUCAGCGGCGACAGCAGCGUGUCGCAGACCUUUGCCAAACGCUAUGGCAUCCCGCAGUUGAAGCCCUUUCCGAAUAAUCACGUCUAAUAUAUACAGUACACUGUGUAUUGGAUGCGUCUAUAUAUUUUCUAUAUAUAUUCUGUGCAUAUAGAGGUGAUUGAUUGUCAAUGAGGCAUUAUAUGUUUUGGGAUUCAAUAUCCAGCAAAUACAAAUAACCCAAGGUCUUCCUCCAAUCAUA